Molecule: messenger RNA, 912 nt
Organism: Cryptomeria japonica (Japanese cedar)
Lineage: Eukaryota; Viridiplantae; Streptophyta; Pinopsida; Cupressales; Cupressaceae
Product: early nodulin-75-like
Exons: 2
Coding region: 2-670 (222 amino acids)
Source: RefSeq, a predicted model, not a curated record
GAUGGCUCUUCAUCAUUCCCUUUUACUUAUCGUCUUGUUGGCAUUUGUGUCAGUGUGUUCGUCGGAGAGGCCAUUGCCUCCCUUCCACCACAAUGGAAAGCCUUUACCAGGAGCUCACCCUCCUACGCUUCCCCCGCCACUUCACAAACCACAACCACACCAUCCUUCUCCCUUUGUUCCAAAGCCUCCACCCCUUCACAAGCCCCCAUUUGAAGGGAAACCUCCCAUGAAAGGUGCUCCUCCACUUCCAAAGCCGCAACCACACCCCGCUUCUCCAUUUAUUCCAAAGCCUCCCCCACUUCACAAGCCUCCAUUUGAAAAGAAACCUCCCAUAAAAGAUGGUCACUUGUCUUCUCCCCCUAAUGCUCAUCAAUCUCCUCCCCUUCCCAAAGUUAAACCACCCCUUAUUCCCAAGCCUCCACCAGUGCAUGGCAAAGUGCCUCCUCAUACCAUCAAUGAGCACCCCACUUCUUUCUCCCAUGGAAAACCUCAUCCUCCUCUUACUCCUCCAUUUCACAAGCCAGGUUCCCCCAUCUUCAAUCCCCAUGGCCAACCCCAUCCUCCCUUGAAGAAAUCUCCCCCCAAGCCAGUAGUAAAGCCCCCACCAAAGCAUGGACACUACAAUUCUCCUGUCAUGCAUAAGUCUCCUCCACCUCACCCUACUUAUUAGAUAUUUUGUAGCCAAUCGUGGAAAAUAUAUAGACCGUAUGUAAAGGAGAGGUGGUUUAGAUUCUACUCAUCCAUAGUAGUAUUGUCUACUACAUGUUGCUUUCGCCGAUGAUGGGAGACAUGAAUUCCUUAGAAAUGUUGUUAUCGAUCGGUGAAUACUAGAAGCUGCGGCUUUUCUGUGUAUUAUCGUAUUGUCAUAUUAUAGAUGGUUUCAUAUUACAAUAAUGAAUCGUUUUAGAUGAA